AUGGACCACAGUGGCAAAAGAGGAGGAUCUAGAACUACACAGAACAUGCAAGAGUGGAGAGAUAAAAUCAGAGAGCAUAUUUCCUCUUUUCCGUCAGAAAUUAGCCAUUACAGUCGAAGUAAAACGGAAUCUAAAUACCUAUCUCCAGAUUUAAGUGUUAGCAAAAUAGUGCCCCGUGUAGACACUUGUUCCACAUAUGACUCUUUAUCCACUAAAGUAGGAAAUACAGGUGAUAAUGCAGAAAAAAAUGGAGCUCAAAUGGCCUUAGAUUUUCAUCACAGAAAAGUUGAGUAUGCUACUAAAGCAAUGCAAGCAGAUGUAAGAAAUGCCAAACACUCCGAGUUUUAUGUUAUAGCGCAACUGGCUUGUUGCAAUUUGGGAAUUCAUGAUUCAGAUAUUGAAAAUGGGUUCAUGUGCGUUUGGCCUGAGACUGUUGGCGGACGUGGAUCUUUGGAAGUAGCGAAUUGUGUUUAUAGCUACUUAACAAAACAAAUUACCACGAAUAAGAAAAAACUAAUAGUGUGGUCGGAUAAAUGCGGGGCGCAAAACAAAAACCAGAUAGUUUUAUCCAUGUAUUUGACAUUGUUGGCAACAGGAAUUUUUACCGAAAUCAUACACAAGUUUCCUGUAAAAGGACACACAUUCUUGACCUGUGACAGAUACUUUGGUAUUAUUGAAAAGAAAAAAAAAGAUGUUUUUGAUGAUUUUUACGACUGGAGGUCUGUAGCAAAGAACCUUAAUACGACAAAACUUAAAAUAAGUGAAGCUGCGCAAAUAAGAUUGUCGAGAGAUCAGUUUGGAACAGCUGAAGUCUGGAAGUCGCAUGGAGCCUUACAGUUUCCUACAAAAACUAAUAUCCUGCGAAAAGGAGUAACUAUUGACGACUUUGCAACAAUUGAAGUUAAUGAACAGCCUACGAAGCAUGGUAUUCCAGAAGAAAAAGUAGCCCAUAUUAGAGCCAUGCUUCCUUACCUCACAAAUGAAGCAAAGGAAUACUAUUCACAGCUUCUGGGCUAG
Psylliodes chrysocephalus is the source of this 1017-nucleotide messenger RNA. Lineage: Eukaryota; Metazoa; Arthropoda; Insecta; Coleoptera; Chrysomelidae. The record is from the annotation of a GenBank genome assembly.